Messenger RNA from Rhineura floridana, 969 nucleotides. RefSeq names its product taste receptor type 2 member 40-like. Gene Ontology annotation, molecular function: bitter taste receptor activity; G protein-coupled receptor activity. NCBI's taxonomy places the organism in Eukaryota, Metazoa, Chordata, Lepidosauria, Squamata, Rhineuridae. Gene Ontology annotation, cellular component: membrane. Bases 1 to 969 code for a protein of 322 amino acids. The transcript has a single exon. Gene Ontology annotation, biological process: detection of chemical stimulus involved in sensory perception of bitter taste; G protein-coupled receptor signaling pathway; sensory perception of taste. The record is from RefSeq and is a predicted model, not a curated record.
AUGUCUGGAAACCAGAUAUUUUACAUUACUCCAUCCAUAAGCUUCUUCUUCACUGUUUCAGGUAUUCUUUGUCUCUUGGUCAUCAUCACCAAUGGACUUAUUGUUGGUGUGAAUCUUGCUGAUUGGAUGAAAGGCAGAAGUCUGAUGCCAAGUGGUAAAAUCCUGGUCAGUCUGGGGCUGUCCAAUCUUUGCUUCUCCACUGCAAUCACUCUGGAUUAUUUCAUCUCACACAUCUGGAAGCAGGUCUACAGAACUUUUUACAUGGUGCAAAAAAUCACGUUAACCCUUGAUAUUGCCAUGAGCUUUUGGUUCACCGCCUGGCUCAGUGUUUUCUACUGCAUGAAGAUUGUCAACUUUAAGCAAUCAUUUUUGUUGAAGGUGAAACUAAAAUUUUCUAGCCUUGUGCAUUGGUUCCUCCUUGGUUCUGUGCUGGCUUCUUUUGGAGCAACGAUCCUUGUCCUCUGGGCAUUUACAAAAAUAACACAAGGAAAUCCAACCAAAUACCUGAACAAUCAAACGAUUGUCCCUCCCUCUGACUUUAACCUUACAAACAACUACAAAAAACAAAAAAUACUGGUCCAUAUGACCCUGUAUUACAGACUCCUCAUCAUUAUCCUGGGUUGCUCUGUUCCUCUGGUGGUGGUGAUUGUCUCUUCUGUUUCAGUUCUCAAUUUUCUUUUCAGGCAUGCCCAAAAUCUGGAACAAAAUGCAUCCAUUUUCCACAAUCCUUGCCUGGAGGUUCACCUAAAUGCAGCCAAGUCAGUGCUGUCUCUUGUUCUAAGUUACAUUUCCUUGUUUGUGUGUGAGAUACUAAUGAGAACUGAAAUCUUUCCCAACUGGACUUAUCAGUAUUUUCUGUGUCUGACAUUUCAACUUUCUACCUUGGUGGCACAAGGUUUCAUCCUGAUCACAAGUAAUCCAAAACUGAAACAAUCAGCUGUACAAAUUCUUCCCUGUGUGCAAUGGUAA